Anolis sagrei ordinatus is the source of this 1154-nucleotide messenger RNA. RefSeq names its product ARV1 homolog, fatty acid homeostasis modulator (gene ARV1). The record is from RefSeq and is a predicted model, not a curated record. NCBI's taxonomy places the organism in Eukaryota, Metazoa, Chordata, Lepidosauria, Squamata, Anolidae. Gene Ontology annotation, cellular component: Golgi apparatus; cortical endoplasmic reticulum. Gene Ontology annotation, biological process: sphingolipid metabolic process; intracellular sterol transport; sterol metabolic process.
CCCGCUCCUCCUCUGUGUGGAGGAACCCGGAAGGGAACGAGGCAAGGCUCCAGACAGGGGGGAAAGUUGCCGUUUCCUUGGUAACAGGAUUGUGGCCUGCUUCCCGGCAUCUGAGAUGGAAGAGCCUCGUGUGUACAGGUGCAUUGAGUGCAACCGGAAGGCGGCGGAGCUGUACAAGGACUACCAGCGCGGGGUGGUGCGGAUCUCCAUCUGCAAAUCAUGCCAGAAACCAGUGGACAAAUAUAUAGAAUACGAUCCUGUUAUCAUCUUAAUUAAUGCUAUCUUAUGCAAAGCACAAGCUUACAGGCAUAUUUUAUUCAAUACAGAGAUAAGUAUUCAUGGCAAGCUCUGCAUAUUUUGUUUGCUCUGUGAAGCUUAUAUCCGGUGGUUGCAACUACAGGGUUCAAGCCAAAGUCCUGAUCCUGAUGAUUUAAUUAGAUAUGCCAAAGAAUGGGAUUUUUAUCGAAUGUUUGCAAUAGCAUCUAUGGAACAAGCUGCCUUUUUAACUGGCAUCUUCAGUACUCUGUGGUUAGCAAAAUCAGUAGCUCUGAGAACCAAAGAAGAUCUCACCUUUCUUCUGAAAGCAUUGCUAUUAUCUAGCUAUGGAAAACUUCUACUGAUUCCAGCUGUUAUUUGGGAACAUGACUAUACUCAUUUGAGCCUCAAGCUCAUUAAAGUUUUCGUCUUGACAUCAAACUCUCAAGCAAUUAGAGUUACUUUGAAUACAAGCCGAAAACUUUGCCUGAUAGCCAUAUUGAAUGGAUUAAUUUUGGAAAAUGGUUUCAGCUAUUUGAUCCAGAGGAUAGGAUGGAAUGUUUGAGAUGCUCCUGUCAUAUUACACUAAUGGCAGAAAUGCUUGAUAAUGCAAAGAAAAACAGACUUUCUCACAGUUUACUACAUACUGAUUACAAAUGCACUGACAACAUAAUACUGAAUGUAAAUAAGAUUUUUCAUACUGAAUAGAAGAGAAUAUGAGAAGAAUUGAAAAACCCAGGAAAUGUAGGUAUGAAUCACCGAUAUUUAUUUUUUAUAACAUUCUUUGAUACCCUUGGUUUGUCAAAAUGGUCAGAAUGGUGCUACUGGUCUCCAAGGCAUCUAAGAACCAUUUUUAUGCAUUGCCGUUUUGUACUUUUCAUUAAAAAGAAAAAAAGAAA